AUGCUGCGCGUUCUGUUCGGCCUUGCAGUUGCUCACACCGCCUGUUGGGGCGUUGGGCAUGAUGUGACCGAUAUGAGCUGCAACUUGCAAAAACGGCGGCCGGAUGCAGAUCUGCACCUCGAGCUGGAGCUCAGAAAGCCUGCGCUUGAGCUUGCAGAUUUUGCUAUGCCUGCCGCGUCCACGGAGUCUGCCAGGCCUGCUUUACUUGCAGAGGGUCCAAGCAGUCCCUGGUUGAUGCCGGGCGUACACUUCCAGCAGUGCUCCCGCCCGAAGGCCAAGCGGCCCACGCGGUCGUUGCUGCAAACCCGUGGUCAAAGCACGGAAGAGCCUUUGCCAAACCGGGUCAUCUGCCCGCCAGGCCAGAUGGCCAUUGGCAACUUUGUUGGCGAUGCCUACCAGGCCUACCACUUCACCUGUUGUGAUGCCGGCCAGCAGUGUGGAGGCUGCCGCAAAGUUGUCAAUGGCACUUGCCAGGAGUGUGCUGCUGGCUACAUACACCAACAGAUUCCGAUCUUGAACAUCACCAAGUGCUUCAUGUGCGAUGAUGUCCCUGGCUGGCAGGACGCCAACGGCCUAAGUUGCCGGGACUACGAAACCAAGGGUUAUUGCCCUGGCUAUGUGAAGAGCGGCCACGAUGAGCCCUUUCAUGGCGUCCGGCCAAGCGAGGCAUGCUGCGCUUGCGGUGGAGGCGACGUGCUGGCGACCCCCACUGUCAUGAGGUUUGGCUACAUGGCAGUGGCUUCUGGGGAUACCAUCGAUGAGUUCCCAGAGCCCCAGGCCUUGGGGACGGAAGUCAGCAGUUGCAACCUUGCCCAGUGGGGUCUGAAUCUCACCGGCUCUGGGAGGAUUCAGGGCAUUGUAACAUCACUUAGCCAGAACAGGACCAGCAUCAAAUGCUCCCUCGUGCUCAUGCAAGAUCCUAUGCGCGGUAUCUCCACCACGGCUGACCUGGAUGUUUCAGUGGGCACGUUCUCAUACGGAGAGCAGGUCUUGGUCUUCAAGUACUGGGGUUUGGAGUCGGAGCCGUCCUCCAAGGCUUUCCACGUCCACCAGCAAACACUUCCGCAGGGCCACUCUUUGGAGAAUUUCCAGUUGAACUGCAACUGCCCGUGGCUUCGGAUGUUGUCAAAUGGAACGCUGGUGGCCGGACCACUGCCGACGCCGCUGGAGGUGCAGGGGCCUUCCCUCACGAAGCUUAGCGGCAUGCCUUCCUGCGGCUGCGAGGUCUCCGACGAAACAGGGGUAAAGAAUUGGGCGGUGGGAAACACACCUCUGAGCACUCAGCCGUUGCCGAGGAAGCAAUCUCAGCCCUGCAAGGUGUCAGCUGAGCAGGUGCAGGAUGCAGGACAGAUGUUGCAUGAUCAGCGACUCAUUGAAGGAGUAAGGCAGAACCAUCUCAUCUCCUCUUUCAUGAGAAUGGCGCUAUUUGCAGUGGAGCACCUGAUGGGGCGUUUGUGGAAGUCCGGCGCCUACAAGGUCCCGGUGCUUCGAAGCCGCAUCGGGGUGCCGCUGGAGAUUUCCCCGCUGCAGGAGCGUAUCCCUGGCAUGCGCUGGUACGAGGACAAGACCCUGGAGUUUCCCGUCCUGGAGAACGCCUCCUCGGGGGAGCGUUUUGUGGUCUCACCGGCCGUUCGCCCCGAGAUUUUGGAUGUGCAGUGCCGUGACGGCACCAAUGCCACCUAUGCUUGGUCGCGGCACAGUGGGGACGUCACCCGCGAGGGCAAGGUGGCCUUGAACUUGGAUCCUUCCUCAGGACACGCCUCUGGGGUCUCUCUCCUCGACCUCUCGGCAGAAGGUCGCGGUAGGCUACAGAUCAACUGCAGCGUGGCGCUGGGAGGGCAGUUGUACGACAAGGUCCUGCCAGUCGCAACGCUCACGAUGGAUGUGGUCGAUGACAUGUGCUGGGUCCCCACCAACAUCUCAGGAUGGUUCGGCUGGGAAACGCUGCCUUCCCUAAAAGACUGUCUUCACCUUUGCCGCGAGAGGGCGGACUGCGCAGCCGUCCACAUCGAGGAGGACGGCAACCGCACCUGCCGGGCCGUCGUCAGUGACGGGCAGAAGGAAGCGUUUGCUGGCCAGGUGCUGAUGCGCUUGGAAAACUGUUCUGAGGAGGACACGGACCUAAACCUCACGGCCAAAGGUGCCUGGUAUGUGCAAGGGAGCUACGCCCCGUCGAAUGUCUUCAAGGAACAGGUCUCCUACUCACAUCCCGGAACCACGCCAGAGUUGCAAUUCCACCUCGUGAAGCGGGAAUUUGCAGACAUGCAAAUUCCGAAGGCCUGCGAGAAUGCCUCCUGGCUCCUGUUGCACACGAACUCCUCGGAUUUCAAGAGAGGCCGCUUGGAAGCUCCGGAGUACUACGGGAAGGUCAUGGCAUGCACUGACAAAGACGCCGGAGAUGUCGUGGCCAACGCCUUCGAGAUUGGCUCCGAGAACUUUGAGCUGAAUUUCCUUCCGGCAGAAUUGGACGACGAUGCGAUCUUGCAGAAACCAAAGGCCGAACAGCAGGCAGAGCUGAAACCGCUGGUGCGCUCCUGCGAGCUCCCAGAUUCGACGUCUUUCAUCUUCGGCACCUUGCAGGAUCCUGAGCACUUCUCCCUGCACCCGUGCGAGUGCUUCGGGGAAAAGCAUGCUCAAGCAGCGCCUGUCGCCGACUCUUCCAACCUGCAGGUGCCCCGCAGCGGCAGAUUCAACAACGGCACAGUGGAGGAUCAGAAGAUCUUCUCGGGAGCUUACACAUGCGAGGACACAGCAACUCUCUCGCAGUCUUUUGCUGUCACGCUGUCAGAUUGUGCAUCGGCGUGCCGUGGCAAUGCCAGUUGCGCCUUUUACCAGUUCACCAAGUCGACUGAGACCUGCACGCUCUUCGAGCGCUGCGAUCUCAUCCAGCAGCUGGUGGUGCAGAUGGUCAAUGACCUGUAUGGCAUCUGGCCCACCGGCAACUUUUGUCUUAUCGCCAACCCAGAGCAGUGUUGGAAGGAGAUCAAGCGACGGAGUUACCUGAGCCUGACACCUUCCGCUGUGCCCCGAUGCCUUUUCCAGGACCAGUAUGACGCCUGUGACGCGUUGCAGCAGAUCUCGGGCGUGGAGGCUGGCACAUGCGAAAGGUGCCAGUACAUCGAUGCCUCCAGCGAGUAUGCAGCCAAGGGAAUGCGCAAGGAGCCUUUGCCAUCGUCUUUCCCAUCUGCCUCUCAGAUCUCUGUCGGCUGCAACUAUACCACCCGCAUGUUCUCCAGGCAAGAGGACGACCUGAAGUGGUUGGGCCCACGUCCAACAACGGUCUUCACAUGUGUCAGUGGCGAGUGGGUCGGCGAGCUUGGCCCCUGGCAGCACCUCGGCAACCUCAGCUGCCAGGAGUGCAUCCAGGUGGGAACGCCAAGCCUGGGGAGCUUUUCGAACAUCAACCUUCCAGAGGUCUACUUCCUGGAGCACCGCUUGAUGCAGGUCAACUACGCGAGUUCCUCCGGUCCGGGCUGUCUGAGCGCCAGCUGGAAAACAAGGUCGCCACUGGUGCUCCGGCUGCGUGGUUCUAACGAUCAGGAGCUCAGGGUGCUGCGAGCUUGCGGCUCGAACCAGAUCAUCCUCCAAGCCAGCUGCAGCGAGGAGGCGUCGUAUUGGCAGGAUGCAGACCUUUUCCUGCAUGCGGAGAGCCCCGAGAGCCAAACGUGUUUGUUUCAGCGUGAUAACUCGCUUUGGCUUGACGUCUGUGGUCCGGAUGCACUGCGGUUAGAAAGACAGCAGCUUGUCUCGGAUGCGGGCUGCGUUUUGGCAGAGGCCGACGACAGCGGUGAUGCCAGCAUUACCGUUGCGGACUGCUCAGCGGUGAAGGACCAGUCCUGGUACUUCGAAAAGGGGGACUGCCUCUUCGGCAUGGACAUGGUGGAUGCCGUGGACCGAAAGUGGAACUUUUCCGUGCCGUCGGAAGGAGGAGAACUUGGUGUUCAGCUGCUGAAGUUCAUGCCAGAGACCCGCCACUCCGAAAAGGAUUUUGUAUGGAUUGGCAUGUUCGGAGGCCCUUGGGAGAUCAACUUGGCAGUGCAGCAGGAGGAUUCUGGUAAGCUGACGCCAGUGACUGAAGAAUACAAAGCCUCUUCUCGAGAAGGUGGCUUUGUAAAGCGGAAUGUUCCUGGACACGGUUGGACCCUUGCAUACUACCGGUCUGCGCAGGAUGAGGAGCCCUAUUAUCUCUAUGAUGACGGAGGCAAUCCAGCAUCCCUCCAGCUCAUGCAGUACGGGAUUGCCGAUUUGCCGAACACUUCCUUCUUCUGGGAGAUCCCCGAUGACAAUCGCAGCAUGAUCCAGAACAAAGGCACUGGCAAAUGCUUGAAGGCUCCGACAGCACCAACUUCAAUGGAUGCAUCAAAGGGGAAUGGUACUGAUUGUGGACCAGAUGGCCUGCUUGCCGCACUUGAUGGAGGCGAAAAAUGCGCUAGUCUUGACAAUUUUACGGAUUGGACAAAACAGGGAACGACGUGCCUGGAGCCAUUUUGGUCCACUGCAUAUGACUUCAGUUGCCCUGAUGGCACGGCCAUGCAGAGCACCACAUUCCCUUUCCCAGUCGCUGGUAGUAGUGAGUCACUGAACUUCAGCUACACCUGUUGCACACCAGAGUUCUCCUAUCUGCAAUGGGCAAGCGGGACGACACCCCCUGGAAUAUAUCUGACCUGUUCAGAUGGGUUUUUGGUUGGCCUAUUCUACAGUCAGACAGGAAAAUAUGACUCCAGCAUCACUUGUAUGGGCUCAUCUUUCGUUGCCCUCGACUCAAGCAGGCAGACGUUGACGGCCGGGACCUGCGAUGGUGAUGACAUCUUUCAGCAGUGGGAGUUUGUCGAGGAUGCUCAGGAGGCGCAAGCACCAGAUGCCCAAGAGACGAUGGGUGAUGUUGUCAGCUUCAGCAGUUGCGAGGCGUCCCUGGCACUUGAUGCCAGCGUGUCGACAGUGACUGCAAGUGAUCUAGCACUGCGCAUCUGGGACGACGAGCAUCUCAAUACGCAGCAGAGGCAAGUUUAUCAGUACGUGACGCACUACGAAGUGGUCAUACCGAAACGCGAUGGCAACGGGGCGGAGGUUCUCUUUGUUUGCCAGUCCGCGGAGUCUGGCCAAGGCAGCUUGUGUUCUUCGAAGGCAGCGGUUAGCCAAGAGGACUUAUCAAAGCUCUACGCCACUGCUGCGACUCUGAAGAUCGAGAAGGUGUGCCCGGUUCUCCUGAACACAUCUUUCCCGGUGAACGAGUCCGUGGCGAAGCCCAUGGUGCCAAACGGAAUCACGCUGAAGGCCCUGGCAGGUGUCAUGCGCGGAGCCCCCUACAAGACGCUUCCGUUUGACAAUGCCGCAAACCCGCCCUUUUACUACAACGGCGCCAGUGGUCAGAGGGCCCAGACAGUGGGGUACCUCAGCGUACCCGCCAGUGGGGAUGCGUUUUGGGGCAUGAGCUGCCCUCCCGGUGCCGUGGUGGUCUCUCAGGAGAAGACGCUGCCCCAUUGCCUGGACAUCAAAGCUGCGGCUACCCAGGAGGUGCAGUCUUCAUACUCAGGGUCGGUUACAUGCCCUUCUGGUUAUGCCGUCAGUGGAUGGUACAACCUGCCUGGUAUCAAGGUGCAGCGCCUUGGCGAUGCCGGAGGCCCACCAGACUGGACGGAGCUGAAGGUCUUCUGUCGGAGGACAGCGCUUAUCGGCUUCUGUGAGAAUCCAGCAAAGCCACAUUGCAGCGCGGGUCACGUCGUCAAUGCUAUCAGCUACAGUCAAAACCAGUUCAAACUGGGCUGCUGCCGUUUCUUCUGGCCAAUGGGCGUGUCACUGAUGCCAUAUGGACGAACCGCGAACCCGUAUUUGGACUUCGAGGGCUACUACUGCCCUGCGGAGAUGGGCUCCACAGGGUCGGCCCUCUACCAGAAGACUGCGAUGGGAGCUCUCGGCGAGCCAGGGACAUCUUCAGACAUGGAUUUUUCGCUGGUUUGGGACAAGUUCCGUGGUGAUUGGAUCCUCCGCAAAGGGACGGACGAACUCUACGCUGUGCACAGCGCCCUCUCUCCGGUGGAGAUCACAGACGGCCCCAUCUCAGCAACGUCCAUCGGGCUGCUGAUCUCGGAGAGCGAGCCCCAGGUGAAGCGCCAGACCCAUUGGAAGAAGCCCUCGUACCCAGAGCUGAUGGAAUUCACGGCCACGCAGGCGGACUACAAAGAAUACUGCAGCCCCAAGUUUUUGGAGCACCCCAACUUAUACAAGGGCGACAUCUCGAAAAUGAACCCCUGCUACCACACCUUCAAUGCCAAGAUGGUGCAGGGUGGCACCAAGACGGGGAUCACCGAACGUGCAUUUUGGCGUUGCAGCCAUCGCUCCAAGGAGCGCACCUACAUGAAGGCCACGGCCGAGAACAAGCAGGAGCAGGGAGCGCAAGACUUCAUCGUCCAGCAAGCCAGGCUUCAAAAGGCACAGCUGGCGCUGGAGCUGGCAGCUGCUGUGGUGGGAGCAAUCCCUUGGGGAAAUUGGGGAAUGGAUGGAGUGGAGGCUGCAAAGGAGACUGGAGAGGCAUCGAAGCAGGCGGCAGCAAAAGAAGUGAAGGAGGCCGUACAUGCCGAGGAAAGACACUCACUCUCGAGCCCUCACUUCUUGGAAAGCGAGGAUGAGACGAUCAAAGUCGAGCACGACAAACUCAUUGUCGAGGGCGACUCCUCGCUCGACGGCGGCUGGGAUUUCCUCGACGAUGAAGGCAUCCAGAAGAGCCCGCUUUCAAAGGAGCCAAAUAUAUUUCAAAAAGCUCAGAAGAAGUUUGCAAAGUGGGGAACUCUCCAAAACAACCUCCAGUCCGCCCUCGACUUGGGUGGCAAAAUCGCAGGGACGACAAGAACACUAAAAGCCUCGAGCGCCGAAAGCACGUCCAGUUCUGCGAAGGAGAUGGUGGGGAAAACGCUGCCAAUCUUCGAGUCCACAGACAACGAAGUCUCGUACAAGAAGAAGCUUGCUGAUGCGGCAGCGGCGGACUGCUUGCCUCUGCAAUACGGGCUGUCGAAGGUGAUGUGCGACCUGUUCUGCGUGCAGGACUCCGUCAGGGCGGGUACCGAAGCUGUCCUGGAGAGCCUCCAGGAAUCGCAUACCAUCCUGAUGCAAAACCUUGAGGCCUUGAUGGACUACCAGACGAAUUACAUCCUCUGGGGAGUUGGUACCAUGGUCACAUCGGCUCCCACGGCCCAGGACGGCGAACUUCGAGGCGAAGCACCUCCGCAGCCCAGCACGCUGCUCUCUGAGCUGCAGGAUAUCGACUUCGAGAGCAUGAAGGCGACAGCCCCCAGGCUCUCCCGAGACAUCCUCCACUGGCACGAAUCAGCAGGACAACACUUGUACGAGCGCCUCGCGUCCCUCACCGUGAAUGCCACCAAACAGAGUUGGCCUCUGCGCGUGAAGGCUGCGCGUGGCAUGCUGCACCACUUUCAGGCAAGCUUCCAACAGCGCCUCCGGCAUGGAGCGCGAGCACCCCCAGUGGCAGACAAGAUGCGGUUGUUGCGCGAGGACACAGCGCAGCAGCGCAAGCUGGCGGACAAGGCCCAAGCUUUGAAGUUUGACCUCAGCUUGCGCACCUUCCCUGUACCGCUGGUCGAAGCCCUCCAACGGUGCCAUGAGAAGCACAGCGCCUAUGUCAUGCUGCAUUCAAAGGCCCUGCACCAAAUGGACGAAGCCUUGGCCGCUGCACGCGGUUUUACGAGGUGCGAAACCGACACCAAGGCCUUGCAGGAAGCCUGGCAGCUUGCCAUCCGAGCUGAUGAGAGAAGUCAAGAAUCAUUGCUUGAGGCGUGGGCCGCCACGGUGACCGCAGCAGAGAGCAUUCAGGAUGCACUGAGAGACGAUGACGUCCUGUCCCUCCUCGGGGACUGGACCAAGGACGUGGAGGUUGAGGUGACAUGCCAGAACGUCACAUCGCUGGCUUGGCAGAGCCAGGCUCUAGCGACCUCUGCCCUGGACCGCGCAGCCUGGGCGCUAACGAAGCAGGUGAUCACCUUCCAGGCCUUGGCGGUGUACCAACAGCAGCAGCUGCAGACGAAGCAGUUAGAGCACGUGGCUAUGCCAGAUGCCUGGGAGGCGGUGCGGAUCCAACUGGCAGCUGCGGCAGACCCAGGUCAGCGGCUGGGGCAGAGGCUGGCCAGGGAGGCGCUCCAGGCCCUGGGCAUGGAGUUCUGCCCGGCACCACUGGGCUGCGUUCGUGGAUUUCUCGUGGGUGCCGACGUGGGCGGCGCUGUGCGCUGCGAGCACGCCGGGGAUGGUGCAUUUGUACUUCCCAAGCACCAUGUUUCCCAGCUCAUCCAGGAGAUGGCCCUUCGCCCAAAGAUGCUUCGGAGCCUUGCCCUGAUGCAGAUGGUGGAGGACCAAGUUCGCUGA
This is a messenger RNA of Symbiodinium natans, 8370 nucleotides long. The record is from the annotation of a GenBank genome assembly. Lineage: Eukaryota; Dinophyceae; Suessiales; Symbiodiniaceae.